Molecule: messenger RNA, 1176 nt
Organism: Tarenaya hassleriana
Lineage: Eukaryota; Viridiplantae; Streptophyta; Magnoliopsida; Brassicales; Cleomaceae
Product: ras-related protein RABE1d-like
Exons: 10
Coding region: 64-933 (289 amino acids)
Biological process (GO): protein secretion; regulation of exocytosis
Cellular component (GO): plasma membrane
Molecular function (GO): protein binding; GTP binding; GTPase activity
Source: RefSeq, a predicted model, not a curated record
GAUUUAUAGAGAUAGUGCAGCCUUAUUAUUAGCAGAGCCGGUGGUCCUGAAUGUGUGAAGAGGAUGUUACAUAUAGUCGAUGCAGGAGACACUCCUCUUCAUCAUGCAGCGAGAGGUGAGCACGGGGACGUGCUAAGGUUUCUGCUGGCUUCUGGGGCCUCACCAAGAACGGCAAACUCCUUUGGCAAGAUUUUCCCGAGAAACAAACAGAGCUCGGGUUAUCUUUCACCGAUCAAGAGAGAAGAAGCUGUUCUCCUGGCAUGGCGGUUGCUCCGGCAAGAGCUCGUACUGACUAUGAUUACCUCAUCAAGCUCCUUCUCAUCGGCGACAGCGGUGUUGGAAAGAGUUGCUUGCUUCUGCGUUUCUCGGAUGAUACUUUCACCACAAGCUUCAUUACUACCAUUGGGUAUAAUCGAUUUCAAGAUAAGAACUGUUGAACUUGACGGGAAGCGUAUCAAAUUGCAGAUUUGGGAUACUGCAGGACAAGAACGCUUUAGAACUAUCACUACAGCAUAUUACAGAGGAGCCAUGGGUAUACUGCUUGUCUAUGAUGUGACAGACGAGUCGUCCUUCAACAACAUUAGGAACUGGAUGAAGAACAUUGAGCAGCAUGCAUCAGAUAAUGUCGACAAAAUAUUGGUUGGUAACAAAGCCGAUAUGGAUGAAAGCAAAAGGGCUGUCCCUACAGCAAAGGGUCAAGCAUUAGCUGAUGAGUAUGGAAUCAAAUUCUUUGAGACGAGUGCAAAAACGAACCUCAAUGUUGAGCAGGUUUUCCUUUCUAUCGCAAGAGACAUAAAACAGAGACUGACUGAAACCAAUUCAAAACAAGAGACCCAGGCCUCGUCUUCAACAACCAUCAAGAUCACUAAACAGGAUGGUGCUAAUGCAUCUUCUUCAUCAACCGAGAAAUCAGCUUGCUGUAGUUACAUUUAGAAGUAUCUUUGCUCUUUUGCCUGGGUUUGGUUCUUAAUCUCUUACCGUCUUUGCUCCUUUCAUCGUGCCAAGUUCAUCCAAUGUUCUUAUACUGUUGUUACCUUGUACGUGUAUGAUAUGCCAUUGAUCACUGUGAUUUUAUUAACCGUGUUGUCAAGACUUGUGUUCUACUUGUUUAUCGGGUUUGUACAAUGCUCUUCCAGGAAUUGGGAGACAAUUUGGUGAAAACUAUGAUCAUUUCAA